Messenger RNA from Drosophila miranda, 1478 nucleotides. RefSeq lists its product as uncharacterized. The transcript is spliced from 3 exons. The record is from RefSeq and is a predicted model, not a curated record. NCBI's taxonomy places the organism in Eukaryota, Metazoa, Arthropoda, Insecta, Diptera, Drosophilidae. Bases 1 to 1245 code for a protein of 414 amino acids.
AUGAAUCACUCACGCGUGCUGAGGGCCACGAAUAUUGUACUCCUGCUGUCGGGCUAUCAGAUAUAUUGGCUGGACUCAAAGACCCAGCGUUUCCGACUGUCCCUGCCCGGGGUUGUCUAUAUCUUAGCGCUGGGGUGCAUAUAUGCAGCCUGCUUUUCCCAGCACUUUGAUGCAUCUUCAUCGCUGCUGACGAUUCUGAAGAAUGUAUCGUCAUUUCUUUUUGGAUUGACAAGAUUGCAACUUUUGCUGGGUGUCAAAGUGUUUAGUUAUGCGGUAUACUCAUCCAUAAGAGCUGUGGGAGUAAUCAACCCAUUGAUGGAGUCUUUGGCUGGAAAGGCAAGUGGAUUCCGGAAAGAAGAGGCCAUGGCGUAUGCCCUCUUGACCUCUACUUUUGGGAUACUCCUCUGCUUUGGCUUCUACAUUGCCUACGAAAUGAAAUUCGAGCUGCCUCCCCUUCAAGAUGCCAUGAUUGGAACGGCUCUCCUUAUACCACAUCUUUGUCUUGCCGGAUCCCUGAGAAUGUACAACAUUUUGGCCUGGCUAACGCGUGGACAGUUGAAGGAGAUCAAAACAAAUGUGGAGGAAGCACUUGAUGCCAACUUAAAGAAAGAUGACGAGGAAAUUGCUUCCACAUCUUUCACCGUGCCUGUCAGUAAUUCCAGUCUGGACAGCCUCGAGAGUCUGCAUAAGCAAUUGGUGCUCCUUGGAACCCGAUUUGGUCGUUUUUUCAAGGCCAUGCAGCACUCUCUGUUGUUUCUGGUCACCAUGAAUGGCAAUUGUCUUCUAGUUGGGAUCUAUUCUUACGUUUACUAUCGAAAUACCUGGUAUGUGCUCUUUGAGGAUCGCAAACGGAGAAUCUUCUAUGCGGCGAAUGCCUCCAUUUAUGCCUGCAUUGCUUCGGAUUAUGUGUGUCUUCUUUUGGUGCAGUUUUUUAUGGAAAAAGAGCGUCUUGGCUUUCUGACAAGCCUUGAUUCUUUUCUCUCUCAAAGGAAUGCUUUGUCGAAACGCAUUCGCUGUCUGGCCAAGGAUAUUAAGGGCACUCUACUCAAAACUUUCCACCACAAAUUUCUAUCCCUUUGGCGCUUUGAUAUUAUUCAUUUCGUUUUUUUUAAUAUUUUUAAACAUUUGUUUUUACAGAUGCUAUUGUUUCAAUGCGUUAUUAUUGCCCUGAUUGUAAUGUAUCAUUACUUGAGUGAUGAAAUUUUACAAUUGAAAGAACAAUUAGAUUCGGCAGAUGAUGAAUAAAGAAUAUUGGAAAAAUAUCAAGUGAGGGCAGUGAUUUCUGCUACAUAAUUCGAUAUCUACUCUAUGCAAAGCCUAAUCUAUAAAUUUAUCCGUUCACCUGGGUCAAACAGUCCGAAGAAACAAAUCACGAUUACGAUGCUAAUAAAAUAGGCCCUGCUCCCUCAAUCAAAGUACAAUUUUUGUGGCACUCGUUAGAGAUGGCCAAACUUAAGAGAAAUAACGAUAGAACUAAG